UUUCCAGAAGAGGUUAGGCGCAAAAUUAUUCUGGGACCUGGGAAAGAAUGUUUCUUCCACUUGCACAUGGGCCAAAUUGGAAAGUGAGAAACCAAAUUUCAUCGUUAAUGUUCUGAAGAAGCAGGCAACACUUAUACCAAAAUCAACAUGCCACCACCAUGGAAGAUGAUGAAUGCUUCUGGCCCUGAGGUUGCAACAAAUGGUUCUGGAGAAUCUGAUGCUCCUUGGCAGAAAAGCUUUCAAAAAGCAGAAGAAAGACCAUCAAAUGGGAGUCACACCAGUAGAGGCUUUGGAAACUUUGAUAGCAGCAAUGCAGGGACUGGAAAUCAAAUAAAAAUCAUGUUUUGGCCAGCAACAGCUACUGAAGAAGAUUUGAGAACACUGUUUUCUGAUGCUGGAGAAAUAAAGAGAGCAAGGGUUUUGACGCCAAGAGAAGGGAGAGACAUUACAUUGUCCUUUGUAACAUUUGGAUCUGAUGGGGAAGCCCAAGCAGCAGUCUCGCAAUUCAAUGGUCACGAGGUUGAAGGUAGACGCAUAAGGGUGGAGCUUGAUGGCGCAGACAACAAGAGGCAACAGGAAAGGCCGCAAACAGGCUCACUAACUUCAAACCAGAUAAAAGUAUUUUCCUGGCCAGCAUCCUUAACUGAGGACGACAUGCGAACGCUUUUUGACGCAGCUGGCAACAUACAGAGAGUGAAGGUCUUGCCCGCUCGAGAAGAUAGAGAUAUCACCCUUGGCUUUGUUACUUUUUCGAGCAAUGAGGAGGUUGCGAGGGCAAUAGAAACUUUCAAUGAGCACGAGAUUGAGGGAAAGAGGCUUCGAGUAGAGGACAGUGAAAAAGGCUCUGGAACGAGGGCUUCUUCAAAGCCUGAAGAAGGUGGGUUCAGUGGUGGAUUCAAUGCUGGGUUCAAUGCUGAACGAUUUCAGAAGGGAAGUCGGGCUGAAGUGCAGGUCCGAAGUUGCCCUGCCUCUGUUAGUGAGGAUGAACUAAAAGAGGUUUUUUCUGCUGCUGGAACUGUUAAAAACGUGAAAAUUCUUCCGCCAAGAGAUGGAAUGGACAUUACCCUUGCCUUUGUAGCAUAUGAUUUGGAAAGUGAAGCCGCAAGUGCUGCUGAGAAAUUUGAUGGGUUUGAGUUGAUGGGGAAGCGGCUGCGUGUCGGUUUGAAAGAAAAUCGAUCACAGAAUGGUUCAAACGGAUCACAGGAUUCUGCAAAGCCGUGGGGAAGGUCUGGUGGUAGCAAUGAAACUAGUCAGGCAUCAAAUGAAAGUGGUGCAAAACCAUGGGGUCAGCCAACAUCAAAAGCAGAUGCACAAUCAUUUCGUCCAUCUGGCUUUGGAACAAGUCGUAGUGAGCCGAAAGAUGAUGGCAUUUUCAUCGAGGAUGGGGAAAUGAAUGAUGGCUUUGCAUUCAAACCAGCACGUGCUCCUGUUAUCUACAUUCCUCCACCGCCUCCAGAGAAUGAAAACGGCAUUUUCAAUGACACAUGUCAUCAAGGAAUCAAUUUCGAAAAAUACGAAUCGAUUCCAUUCGAGGUGACAGGAAGGGAACCUCCCAAGGGAAUCAAUACAUUCGAUGAGUCAGGUUUGCAUCAAGUAUGCAUCGAUAAUCUCAGAAGAGCAAAAUACAAAACGCCGACUCCGAUUCAGAAGAGUGUGCUGCCUGCUGUGUGUGCUGGUCGUGAUGUUAUGGCUUGUGCCCAAACUGGCUCUGGCAAGACGGCGGCCUACCUGCUUCCUGUCAUCUCUAAUCUCAUGAAAAAUGGAGUGCAAGAAGCGGAUACAUGUGAAUCGGCUUGCCCUAACGUUUUGAUUAUCACGCCGACACGUGAAUUGGCUAUUCAGAUAUUUUUGGAAGCAAGGAAGUUCGCAUAUGGCAGCAGACUGCGAACGGUUGUGAUAUAUGGUGGAGUGAGUGUCUCGCAUCAGCUUGGAACACUGAGUGAUGGCUGCAAUAUUUUGGUUGCUACUCCUGGUAGAUUGAAUGACUUCAUUGAAAGACGGCGGGUUUCGCUCUCGAAUAUACAGUUCUUUAUACUGGACGAGGCUGAUCGCAUGCUGGAUAUGGGCUUCGAAUCAACUAUCAGAAACAUUGCAGGUAACAGUAAUUUGCCAGGGAAAGAAGCCCGGCAAACCCUGAUGUUGAGUGCCACAUUUCCGGAGAGUAUCCAACUGCUCGCUGCCAAUUAUCUCAAUGAUUAUAUUUUCAUAACUGUUGGCCGUGUUGGCAGUGCAAGUUCGGAUAUCGCACAGUCAGUCGUGGAAAUUCCAGGUUCAGAGAAGAGAACGAAGCUUGAAGAGAUCCUCUUAGAAUCAGCUGGUGAAAGAAUCCUCGUUUUUGUGGAGACAAAAAGAAGCGCCGAUUUUCUUGCAAGUUUUCUCUCACAAAGGAAUUUUCCAGCCACUAGCAUCUCAAGCGAUCGAUCUCAAGAAGAACGGGAAUGCGCUCUUAGAGAUUUUAGAACUGGAAAAGCGCCUGUUCUAAUUGCGACAGCAGUUGCUGCAAGAGGACUAGAUAUUCCAAACGUGAAGCAUGUCAUCAAUUUUGACCUGCCAUCAGAAAUUGACGAAUAUAUCCACAGGAUUGGAAGGACAGGACGAAUUGGCAACCAAGGCCGUGCAACUGCAUUUUUCGAUCGAACUAAAGACCAGAGGUUGGCAAGGGGUCUUGUUAAAGUACUGUCUGAGGCCCGGCAAGAGGUUCCAGAAUGGCUGGAAGAAUUAGCAAUGUCGGCCGUUGGGACAGGAUUUGGUCCAAGUGGUGACCAGUUUUCAUCUAGAGACAGAAGAAAGCAAAACAGAGAUGGGUUUAGGAUGCACACCAACUCUAAUGGAAACUCGGAAGGCUCUGUCGAUAGGCAGCCACUCAGAAAUGGUUCAAGUGCUGGCAUUAAGCCCACAUCUUCAGAAAGCAAAGCUGAAGCCGAAGACGACAUGUGGUGUUAAAGUGUUCUGUCGAAGCAUUCUGUCGAGCAUCCUGUCAUCGCUAGACCUUUGUCAUCAGACCCUGCUUUCACAUCAGACCAUGACUCGUCAGAUCAUUGACCAUUUGUAGUGCAGGCACUUCAGAAACUUGUUGAGUGUCAACACUAGCUUGCAGAGUUACCGUAUAUGCUAAUCCUCGUUUUGUUGCCUUUUAUAGAUUUUAUAUCAUUCAUCUGUAAAUAUAUAAACUCUUAGCAUGUUUCUACCUAUACAUUAAAAGCCCUGGCCAAUAGAAAUAACCUUUCAACUGAGCAGUAUCCGACACGGCAUCUUAGUUGGACUGUUUGGCUUUAUUCGAUGUUAUUCUUAUUUGCUACUUACCAUUAGUUCAUCAAGUGAAAAGAGUUGAACAAGUUGUGUGCUGCUCGAUCGAAAUUUCCACUCUUCUGGCCAGGGCCGCAGUAUGCUUGAAUAUGCUCUCAAUGCCAAUUGAGAAAUUAGGCAAGCGAUGUCGUUAAUAAGGAAACGGCGUUUGCCCUAGGAACGUGCCAGGGGCAUCUCUUUUGGGUGCACAUGAAGGUGUGAGGGGCCAUUAUUGCGUGUAAUGUGCUAUUUCUCAUUUAAUUCCUUGUUAAUAUGCAUUCAUAUGUGCAGCUACAGCUAGGCAGGGUAAGGUUAAGGGUAAGGUCAGUAUAUCCUCGGUUAACGUAUUUCAGUUUUCUGGCGUCACUUUGAGCUGGUAGCACUACGCUUCUUUAUUUUCCUUUGGCUGCAAAUAUUGAAUUAACGUUACUACGAAAUGAGGCUUCCAGGCAACUAGAACUCCCCUCCACGUGUGUGAACCAAGUAGUCAUGUAAAAGCUUCCAAUUACUGUCCAAGCGAAUUUGCAAACGGAAAAGCUAAAUUGGAGGUUGGCUUAUAUAUAAAUAUGUUUUGUUGUUUUUUCUUAAUCAAGGUAGUUUUGUUUUUUAAGUGUAAAUGACAGUUAAAUUAUCUUAUUCUCUUUGCUUCACUAAAUUCAUUUUCGCAAAUGUUAAAUUCUUUUUGUAAUUGGUAAAGUUGGAGCAACAGAUGACGCAGCCUCGAGAGAACGCAUCCUCUUAAAAAAUCUGCCACUAACAGAGUAAAGCGUUCAUACAGCAACAACCAUAUCUGUUAUUAGCAUCUGGCAUAACAAUGGUAAUCUUGAUAGGACAGUAUCAUGCCCAGAUAUUUUGCCAAAGCUACUUCACAUGGGUUUUGAUUUUUAUUCCCAUUUGUUUUUUUUUUACUUUUCUAACCUUCGAUGCUUCUUAAGAAUUUGAAAUUUGCAGAAGAUUGUCGAAGGACAAUCACUGUGGAGCUUUGCGCACGCAUCAGACAUAAGAAAACAUUUAGUGAACUUAAAAAGGGAAUGAAUUAAGGUGUUAGAUUUUACGGAUAGUAGAAUAGUAUGUAGUAUUUAGAAAAGAAGUUGAAUAUUCAGAACAAUUCUAAUUCUAGCGUAAGCCUCGAAUUUCAUAAAGAUAUUUGAGUUACAUCGUUGAUUUAGUCAAUAUUUGCUUUUAAUUGUUAUGUUCAUAUCUCGAAAUGUUACUGUUUUGAAA
Rhopilema esculentum is the source of this 4509-nucleotide messenger RNA. Its product is annotated as putative ATP-dependent RNA helicase DDX4. The record is from RefSeq and is a predicted model, not a curated record. Gene Ontology annotation, molecular function: RNA helicase activity; ATP binding; RNA binding. Lineage: Eukaryota; Metazoa; Cnidaria; Scyphozoa; Rhizostomeae; Rhizostomatidae.